Molecule: messenger RNA, 2211 nt
Organism: Wasmannia auropunctata (little fire ant)
Lineage: Eukaryota; Metazoa; Arthropoda; Insecta; Hymenoptera; Formicidae
Product: integumentary mucin C.1-like
Exons: 3
Coding region: 188-754 (188 amino acids)
Cellular component (GO): cytoplasmic vesicle
Source: RefSeq, a predicted model, not a curated record
CCGUCGCCAUCUCCACCGUCCACGUCGUACAAGACGAUCGCUGCAGGAGCAGGAGGUCGUUGCGAUUCACGCCGUUCCGCGUUCACGAGUUUCACGGCAGUUCACGGCGAUCAGUGUGAUUCGGUGGCAGCGAACGUCGUGUUGUCGUUCUUCAUCGUCUGUUCGUAAUCCGAUUUCUGAUACCAAGAUGAAAUCAGUUUACGUGAUUUGCACGUUACUAGGUGUGACGAUUGGCACGUUGGUGCUAGCCGACAACGGUGCACAGGACACGACCGCAAGACAGUCAAAUUUUUCAUCGAAGUUGUCAAACGCUGAUUCGUCAUCUAUCACAACUGCUGUGUCAUCAAAUCACCACACUAACGUACCUACAACUGAAACCACUUCUACAACUCAGACCACAAUUAACACUACUACAACUAUUACUCCUUCUACUACUCCUACUCCUGCACCUAAUGCUACUACUAUUAUUCCUACUACUACUCCUAUUACUACUACUGCUGCACCAUCAACUACUACAUCUAAACCACCGAAAACAACCACCCAAACAUCUACAUCUACAUCUACAACUAUAUCCACUAGCACGGCUGCAUCAGGGACAACUGCUGUACCACCAGCUCCACCUUCUAAGGACCGCCAAUUUGAUGGUCUAAGCUUCUUUGGUGGCAUUAUCCUUACUACCUGUUUGAUGGCAAUUGCCGCAUUCUCGUGGAAAUUCUAUAGGCAGUGCAAGGAAGGGAACUAUCGUACACUGUGAUAACGUGCAAGGCACUAUAACGAACUUUUUUGUCAAGUAAACGCAGUUAAUUAACUAAGAACUACGAAUAAUUAUUUUAUUGUAAUAAUAUUGCGUAUUUUUAUAACGCAGUUAAAGUGUUGCGUGGUUUAAGUGCUCUUAGUAAUGUGAUGUGCAACCACGAGUUCCGUUUUUCUCGAUAUGUAUAUUGAAUAUAUAUAUAUAUAAAAAGGCAAUGAGAGGGUCAUGUGUAUUUGUAUGUAUUGAAAACGAUAACGUUGUAUUUAUAUGCGCGUUUUACUAGUAAAUGAGAGAUCGUGACGAGUUGCGUGUUGCAAGUAGGAGAGCAGAGAAGUAGAGGAGCUAGGAAGGGGGGAGGUGGGCGCAUUAACGAGAGCCAAUGACCAAUCAAACGUACAUUCCACAAGAGAGAAAAAGAGGGAGAUCAUAGUUCUUUAAACGCGCAUUAUCCCACUUCUUAUUAGCUUUCGCUCAAACUCUGUAUAACCGUUGGCAAGCUGUAUCUCUAAUCUAUGGUGUAUACAUUCCACAGUAAAGUUAUAUAAGAUCUGACUUCUACAAGGGAGGGGGAAGAGAAAGUAUUAAAUUUAAGAAACAUUGAGCUCGACGCGAAUAUCGAAGUGAAACGAAUCUCCAAAACAUUUGAAUCUCGUACGGAUAUAUAAAUCGAUGCGAUCUGAAAAAUGCUGUAUAACAAAAUUGUAACUGAUUAUUGAUCAUUAUUGAAAAUAUCAACAGUCAUGCGGUAUAAUAUGUGAUUACGCGCGAGCUGUUAAUUCUCUCCUUUAACAAAUCCUUAUCGCUGGACUUGCUGCACAUUAUUUUUCUGGCAAAAUUUGAGCAACGCGUGAAUAAUUGUACGAACAUUUAAGGCAUUACCGAAGUGAAGGUUCCUUUUCUUUCUAUUAGAUUUUGUGCUCUUUUUUUUUACAUGUUUAUUUUUAUUUACUCAGCCUAUAUUGCAUUGUAUAGCAAUGCAUAUCAAUUUUAUUUUUUUGCGUUCAUAGAUAAUUUCAUUCUUGAGCACGCUCAAGAUAUUGUCGAUUAUUUACACGUAAUCGUAACCGCCGUUGUUAUAAAACUUUUUAAAUUUCAAAAUGCUUAUUCGUCAAAUAGAAUGCCUAAAUAUUAAAUAGUUCCUUUCUCACACGUUCGCCUAAGAUGAAUCAAACUACACAAAAAAUCAACUGGGAAAUGUUUUUCACUUUUUUUUUAGUGCAACAUACAUACAUGGAUCACAAAAUUUAAUUAUUUUGCAGUCUUUUUCGUAGCAAGUAUUGUGAGAUAAUGUCUUAAAUAGCACAGUAUUGUAUUAAGUAUCUUAAGCGAUAUUCUAAGUAAUGUGUCAUGUUUAUUAUAAAAGAAGUAAAAAAGAUUAUAUAUUAUGUUAUAUUCAUGUGUAUAAUAUAAUCUCUUUCAGUUCACCUUAGAUUAUAUUAUGGUACAUUGAAAAGACA